AUGAAAGUGAUUUUAGUUUCUUUGUUCUUAACAACGUUCUUAGCCUUUCUCUUCCUAAAACAUAUCCUCAAAAGAACCACAAAGGUAAACCUACCACCAUCUCCGUGGCGGUUUCCGGUGAUUGGAAACCUCCACCAGCUCAGCCUUUACCCGCACCGCUCUCUCCGUUCCCUUAGCCUUAGAUAUGGACCGCUCAUGCUUCUCCACUUUGGUCACGUCCCUAUUAUCCUAGUCUCUUCUGCUGAGGUAGCUCGUGAUGUCAUGAAAACAUAUGAUCUAAAGUUUGCCAACCGCCCGAAAACAAAAAUGGUCGAUAUACUUCUUAAUGGUGGGAGAGAUUUGGUCUUUUCUCCCUAUGGUGAAUAUUGGAGGCAGAUGAAGAGUAUCUGCGUUCAGAAUCUCCUCAACAGCAAAACAGUGAGGUCCUUUGAAAAUAUAAGAGAAGAAGAAAUCAAUGUGAUGAUGGAAAAGCUAGAGAAAGCGAGUUCCUCCUCUUCAACGGUGAAUCUAAGCGAGCUCAUCUCGGAUCUUACAAACGAUGUUAUAACUAGAAUUGUCUUCGGGAGAAAAUAUAGUUUUGAGGAAGGUAGUGACAUUUCAAGGGGCAUAUUGAGGAAGUUCAUGGAGCUCUUUGGUGCUUUUCCUCUCGGCGAAUACAUUCCUAGCUUAGCAUGGAUCGAUAGGGUACGAGGUCUUGAUAACAAAGUAGAAGAAGUAAAUAACCAGAUUGAUGGGUUCUUAGAAAGAGUGGUGCAAGAACAUGAAGAUGCUGAUGAAGUGAAGUCAAGUUUUUUUAGUAUAUUGCUAUCGGUGCAAAGAGAUAAGACCGCGCAAUUUGAGCUCGAUAGAAGCGGGUUAAAAAUUAUGCUCUUUGAUAUGUUGCUUGGGGGUUCGGCAACAACUUUUACACUACUUGAAUGGACAAUGACAGAGCUUAUGAGACAUCCAGAGUGUAUGAAGAAACUCCAAGAGGAGAUUCGUUUAAUUUCGACGCGUAGUUUACAUGUAUCGGAGAAGGAAGUUGAGAAAAUGAACUAUCUACAUGUUGUUAUUAAGGAGGUUCUUAGGAUACAUCCGCCCGCUCCAUUACUUCCCCGGCUAUUGAGUGAAGAUGUCAAAUUACAUGGAUAUGACAUAGCUGCUGGAACACAAGUACUAAUCAAUUUAUGGACAAUCCAAAGAGACACUAAAACAUGGGGACCAGAUUCAGAAGAAUUUAGGCCGGAGAGGCAUUUAGAUUCACCUUUGGAUUUUCAAGGACAAAAUUUCAAUUUCAUUCCAUUUGGAUCUGGAAGAAGGGGUUGUCCUGGUAUCGAAUUUGCCUUGGGUUUGGUCGAGGUGACACUUGCAAACCUUGUGAACCGGUUCGAAUGGAGAGUCGAGGGAGGUGGUAAGCCUGAUGUUUUUGAAGCUACUGGUAUUGAAGUUUGCCGCAAGUUUCCUCUUGUUGUAUGUCCAUCUUCUACUCUAUUCUCUUUGUAA
Molecule: messenger RNA, 1482 nt
Organism: Capsella rubella
Lineage: Eukaryota; Viridiplantae; Streptophyta; Magnoliopsida; Brassicales; Brassicaceae
Product: cytochrome P450 71A20
Exons: 4
Coding region: 1-1482 (493 amino acids)
Molecular function (GO): monooxygenase activity; iron ion binding; heme binding
Source: RefSeq, a predicted model, not a curated record